Messenger RNA from Rotaria sp. Silwood2, 682 nucleotides. The record is from the annotation of a GenBank genome assembly. NCBI's taxonomy places the organism in Eukaryota, Metazoa, Rotifera, Eurotatoria, Philodinida, Philodinidae.
AUGCCUCGAUGGAAUAUUGAUCAUGUUCUUGUUCGAAAUCAAUUAACAAACAAUGUUUAUCGAUUUCCAUGUGGACGAUGGUUAGGUAAAGGUGUUGAUGAUGAUAGUUUAGAGCGACUUCUUUUUAUUGAUUCGACAUCUUCAUGUGAAAUGAAUGAUAAUAAUACUAAUGGUUUAUUCGAUUCUGGUUCACCAUCUCAAUUAAUGACAACAAGUUUCAUAAGUGGUGGAUCUCAAGCAAAUUUAUCAGCUUCUGUACGAUCACGAUCACCUAGUUUACGACGUGUCAAUGAUCAAAAUUUUGUCUUCAGUUGGCUCACGGAAAAUUUUUAUCGUCAAAAUCAAUCAAAUCAACAAGCUGAUGAUAUUUAUGAAUUGUUAGGUCGAUCAAUUAAUCAAUUAGUUAAAUAUUUUGAUGAACCUGAAAAAAAAAGAGGAUUAAUAACACCAAUUUUAUGUGGUGACGAUGGUCUUGUUAAUGCAUUAGAAAAAACUCUUUCCUAUGGUUUAAAAAAAUCAACUGUUAAUGUUCCAUUUUUUGGCGGUGGACGAAAACGAUAUGUUUGGGACUUCUUAAUUAAAGUUUGUGAUGAAUAUGAUGGACGUCGAUCCCAAUGGCAACGUACUAAAUUAGAAAAAACUAUUAUUUGUUAUAUAAAUGGAGUUCGAUCAAUUGAAAAAG